Messenger RNA from Cucurbitaria berberidis CBS 394.84, 1442 nucleotides. RefSeq lists its product as uncharacterized. The coding region runs from base 274 to 1047 and encodes 257 amino acids. The record is from RefSeq and is a predicted model, not a curated record. The transcript has a single exon. NCBI's taxonomy places the organism in Eukaryota, Fungi, Ascomycota, Dothideomycetes, Pleosporales, Cucurbitariaceae.
AGCGAAACACGAGCGCUGAGCACGACAGCCUGAUGCACUACGGCCGGCGAUUCAACCUCACGACAGCCUGAGGCUCGCAUCGAGCAACAAUGCGAACUCAACGCGUGCCCCUAUGCACUGGCUUCGCGGUUGCAAUGUACUGUAUAAGGACUGUCACCGCGCGUGAUUUCGUUGAUCUGAGCUAACAAAGACGACGUAUAACCUAUCUCAGAAAUAAUAGCAACAGUGAGAGCAAAAGAAGCAGGCACCACACCACACACGUACUACAUUACUAUGGCCACCAUGAGCGCCGCAACACACGUCGAGAACGAUAAGCCACCCAUCGAUACCAACACUCUCACCAGAGGAGAAAAGAAAGAGCUCAUUGCCGCGGAUGCCAUCUCCGUCAACAGCACCACGUUCGGCACCCCAGAUCUCUCCUUCGCCCCCGCAAAGUCGCUGCACAUCAACGCAAAAGGCAUUCCUAUUUUGGGCUUCGCUGCACCUCCUGCCGAACUUGUAACGAGGGUGCACAAUUUCGAUGGCAGCGUCGCAUACACGUCAACAAGGGCGAAGAGGAGCUCGGGGAGUUGCGUAUUAACAGAUGCAGAUGGCAUGACGCUGAUUAGUACUAAGUACUUCUGCGGGACCAAAGAUCCUGUGUUGAACCGCUUGGAUGCAUCCGAGGGCAUCCCCAAGGAGAUCAAAACAGUCUCGAAAUGGACUUCGCGCAGCCAUGAGUUCCUCUUGCCUGACGGCCGCACGUGCGCAUGGACAUACAGGAAGGAGAAGGGCUUUGGCACAAACGGAGCAAAGGGUAAUGCUCUAGUCCUAAUGCUAGGCGAGAAGCGCAUCGCUGUGCUAGUCAGGAACGACGACACUCGCACAUCAGGCAGCAACUCCUACAGCGCUGGCAACGGUGGUGAGCUUGUACUGGGUGAAGAUGUCGGAGGGAAUCAUGGCAUUGAUGAAGCUCUGAUUGUUGCGACGAUUCUUCUGAUGCUGAAGAAGGAAAUCGAUCGCCGGCGGACAGUGCAGGUCGCGAUCACUGCAAGUGCGGGCAGUUGAGGGACGUGGAGAAUUGCUUCAGGCCACAGUACAUUAUUUAUAUGUACUUCAGAUGCAUUAUUCCAACAUACUCGUAGUGCGUGUAUUUGUAUUUUCUCAGUUCUUGAUUCAUCAUACACCGGAGACUUUUCUAUAAAACGAUGCCUGCCGGAAAAGAUCGUCUUUACGUCGCACUUUAUGCUCGAGGAGGAGCACCUUCUAUGCCAGGCAAGGAAGACACGUGAGUAGGAGUCCUGGCACGCAUCGCAAACUACUGUCGAAUUUGUAGAGCAAUAUGCUGACAAACAUGACGAUAAUACAGAUACCACUGGGCACUUCUGGUCGGCCCCAAAGACGAGGUUGGUGAUGGCAUAGGCAUGCGCUAUCACGCAAAAGAGCGCAUCAUAGGGCCAAAU